UAACAAAUACAUGCCCAAUGUGGGACUCACUAUAAAUGCUCGCUUCUCCUUCUUUAGAUCUUUGCCUCAAACACCAUUCUCCGUUUCCAAGAACACCAAACUCAAAACACUAAUUUUCUUCUUCGUCAUCACCGUAACCAUGUCAAUGGCAACUUCUCCUCACACCGCUCUCUUCCAAACCCGCACCACCCCUUUCCGCCUCUCUUCCCCUCGCCCCACCUCCUUCAAACCAACAACAGUCAAAUGCACCACCCAGCUCCACACCCAACCCCCACCCCUCACCCACGCCCAAGAUCGCGUCUUCAACUUCGCCGCCGGCCCUGCCACCCUCCCGGAAAAGGUCCUCCUCCGUGCCCAAUCCGAGCUCUACAACUGGGGCGGAUCCGGCAUGAGCGUUAUGGAAAUGAGCCACCGCGGCAAGGAGUUUCUCUCCAUAAUCCAAAAGGCCGAAUCGGAUCUCCGCACCCUCCUCCAGAUCCCGCCGGAGUAUUCCGUCCUCUUCCUCCAGGGCGGCGCCACAACCCAAUUCGCAGCCGUGCCUCUCAACCUCUGCUCCCCUGACGACGCCGUCGACUACAUCGUCACUGGCUCCUGGAGCGACAAGGCGGCCAAGGAGGCGCAGAAGUACUGCAAACCCAACGUGAUCUGGUCUGGGAAAUCCGAAAAGUACACAAAGGUUCCGUCUUUUGGCGAUUUGCAGCAGAAUCGGGGUUCCAGGUAUUUGCAUAUUUGUGCCAAUGAGACUAUUCACGGGGUUGAGUACAAGGAGUACCCUGUUCCUCAGAGUGGUGUUUUGGUUGCUGAUAUGUCAUCAAAUUUCUGCUCGAAGCCUGUGGAUGUGUCAAAGUUCGGAGUUAUCUAUGCCGGCGUCCAGAAGAAUGUGGGGCCCUCUGGUGUGACCAUUGUGAUCAUCAGGAAGGACCUCAUUGGGAAUGCUCAGGGUCUCACUCCUGUGAUGCUUGAUUUCAAGAUCCACGAUGAUAACAAUUCACUCUACAACACCCCUCCCUGUUACGGGAUCUACAUGUGUGGGUUGGUGUUUGAGCAUUUGUUGGAGCAAGGGGGGUUGGUGGAGGUUGAAAAGAAUAAUAAGAAGAAGGCUGAUAUUCUGUACACUACAAUUGAUGAGAGCAAAGGGUUCUAUAGGUGCCCUGUUGAGAAGUCUGUGAGGUCAUUGAUGAAUGUGCCAUUCACUUUGGAGAAAUCAGAGUUGGAGGGUGAGUUCAUCAAGGAGGCUGCUAAGGAGAAGAUGGUUCAGCUGAAGGGACACAGGUCAGUGGGAGGAAUAAGGGCUUCCAUUUACAAUGCCAUGCCCUUGGCUGGGGUUGAGAAGUUGGUAGCUUUCAUGAAGGAUUUUCAGGCCAAGCAUGCUUGAAGGAAGCUCAGUCAGAUGUUUGAAUUGCAUAAUCAUAAUCAUACAAACCAUUGCAUCCAAGUUUGGGUGUGAUGCUCUAAAUUCUACUUUUUGUGCACUAGCUUUUAUCUAAAUAUUUGUCUGGUAUACGCAGAAAGGGUCGAAUAUGUUGUCAGGUUUUUGCUCUCUGUAGUUUGUUAGGUACCUUACAUUCUCUUCCUUCGCUUUCUUCUGCCAUGUUUGAUAUUCAAAUUUGUGUCGGCUAGGUAAUGUUUUCAUUGCACUUUACCGUUGUUUACUUCUGAAUAAAAAAUCAAAUGAGGAUGAAAAUUGAGACA
This is a messenger RNA of Vigna angularis (adzuki bean), 1692 nucleotides long. Its product is annotated as phosphoserine aminotransferase 1, chloroplastic. NCBI's taxonomy places the organism in Eukaryota, Viridiplantae, Streptophyta, Magnoliopsida, Fabales, Fabaceae. The coding region runs from base 11 to 1375 and encodes 454 amino acids. The record is from RefSeq and is a predicted model, not a curated record. Gene Ontology annotation, biological process: L-serine biosynthetic process. Gene Ontology annotation, molecular function: O-phospho-L-serine:2-oxoglutarate transaminase activity; pyridoxal phosphate binding. Gene Ontology annotation, cellular component: cytoplasm; chloroplast stroma. The transcript has a single exon.